CCGCCCGGCCCGGCCCGCCUUAGUCAGCAACUUCCCGCCCGCCGCACCUGUCAGCGCGGGGCCGCCACACCGCCGUAAAGCGGCACCCACGCCACACCGCCGCAAAGCGCCACACCGCCGCAAAGCGCCGCCCCGCUGCCGCAAAGCCCCAACCGGGCAGCCUCCGUGCCCCACGAUGGAAAGAGAAGGAGCCGCUGGAGAGGAUCCAGCGAGGUGGAGGGUUUGGGGCAGCUCUGUCGUGAGCAGAGACUGCGCCUGGUUCGUGUGGAGAAGACUAAGAGAGAUCUCAUUAAAUCAUAGAAGUACCUCCAACGGGUGCCAGACUCUUCAGUAGUGCCCAGUGACAGGAUAAAGAGUAAUGGCCAUGAACAAAAACACGAGAAAUUUCACCUCAACGUGAGAAAAACUCCUUGACAUGAGUGUGGCAGAGCCCUGGGUCCGACUUGCCCAGGGAGGGCAUGGAAAAACCUACCUGGACCUUCCUGUGUCACCUGUUCUUGGUGACCCUGCCCUGGCAGGGGUUUCCACCGGGUGAUCUCCUGAGGGCACUAAGAACCCUAAAGUUUCUGUGGUUCUGUGAAUGUCCUUAUGAACAACAUCGUUAAGAAGAAAUUUGUCCCCGAUGAGGGUAGUAAGGCCCUGACAGGAUGCCCAGAGAAGCUGUGGCUGCCCCAUUCUUGGAAGUAUUGGAAGCGCGGUUGGAGGGGGCUUGGAGCACCGUGGGGCAGUGGAAGGUGUCGCUGCCCAGGGCAGUGGGGGGAAGGAGAUGAUCUUUAAGUUCCCUUCCAACCCCAACCACGCCACGACUGUUUCCGUGCCCCGCUGCCACACUGCCGUAAAGCGCGCCCUCGCGUCGGCCGGCACGCGCGCGCGGCGCUAGCCGUGGUUGGCCGCCACGCUGCCGUGCGGCGAGGAAAGUGUCGUGCGGGUGCCGCGGUGUGGCGGCGCGAUGUGGCGGGGCGCGGCCGCGGGGCUGCUGUGCCUGGCCGCCGCCUGGCUCCUGCGCCGCGGGUUCGAGCCCCGCGCCCGCCUGCUCCGCGCCGCCGAGCUGAGCCGCUACCGGGGCGCGCCGGGCGAGCCCGGGCUCUACCUCGCCCUGCUGGGACGGGUCUUCGAUGUGGAGCGGGGCCGCAAGCACUAUGGGCCCGGCGGCGCCUACAGCGGGCUCGCAGGCAGAGAUGCCACCAGGGCGUUUGCCAGCGGCGACUUCACCCCGGCAGGGCUGGUGGACACGGUGUCGGGGCUGUCACCCGCCCAGCUGCUCUCCAUCCACCGCUGGCUGAGCUUCUACCGCGACAACUACGAGCCCGUGGGGAAGCUGGUGGGCAGAUUCUAUGAUGAAAAUGGGGCACCCACAGAAGCCCUGAGGGAAGUUGAGGCUGCCAUUGAGGAAGCUCUCAAAUUCCAAGCAGAAAGUGAGCAGAGGAAGCAGCAGUUCCCACCCUGCAACUCUGAAUGGAGCUCUGCUACAGGCACCCGGUUCUGGUGCUCCAGACAGAGUGGGGGCGUGCCCCGAGCCUGGGCCGGAGUCCCGCGGAAGCUGUUCAGCCCCGGCCGGCAGGGGAGCAGCUGCGUGUGUGUGAGGAGCACGGGCCCCCCCUGGGGACAGCCACACUCGCAGCACGGCGACACUGGCGACCUGGAUGACCCUCAGCUGCAGCAGUACGAGGGCUGCCCUCCCCUGGCCGAGCAGUGUGUGCUGCCCCCGGGCUGACUGCAGCCCAGCCUUGCACUUCGGGUGGGCAGCUCCACCUUCACCCCUUCUGCUGUCCAUGCAGAGGGAGCAGUAACAAUCUCAUGUUAUUUAUCAUGCUUUUUUACACGUGGAGAUGGAGUUGAGUGAAGAAGGAAACACUUCAGCCAGGUUAGUGGCUAAAAAAUCAAGGAAAAGGAUGCUUUCUUUAUUUCUAUGGGAAAUAUUUUUGCACCUGGGAACAAACCAUAAGAUGCACAGCCUGAAUGGUAUUUCUGCACAUUUCUUGUGCAGUCAGGAAAUGGAUGUUUGAGUGCACAGUGGUUUAAGGCAGUGAGGUCAGUGAGCACAGGAACUGCUGCAGCAUCACUGCCUACUGUUGGUUCAGUGCUCAGGUCCUGCUGCAGGGCACUGCUGAUGCUCCUUCCCAGGCACCUGACUCACUCCAAGGAGUUUAAAGGUAGCAGGGAGUACCCUGAAUUUCCUCUUCAAUUAAGGGCUGCAGUAUCUAGGAACUUGCACAGUUUAGUUACACACAAGCUUUAUCAAGUUCUUGGAGUAGAGAAGGCAAAGGCCAGAGCUGUAUUUCCUCAUCCAGUGUUUGCAUUAGAUACUGUGCCAAGAUAUUGAAGCCACCUAUGAGAAUUGUUGUUUGAUAUUAACCUCACUCUCCUGGUCUGUGAUUCACCACUUUCAAAAUGUUCUGAUCAGGAAUGAGUAGUUUUAAAUAGCUUCCUUUUUGCUGCCUGGGUGGCAACAGAACCAUCCUACUGUAAUCUGCCUCCUGUUUCCAUUCUGGUAUAAGACUUCCUCCCAUCUGGUCUGUGCCUGUCAGACUAUAACCUGAGCUGGAUGUGCCCUUACAAGACCCAGCAGUCUUAAAAUCCAUACUCAGUGUAUCACAGCUGGCAGAAUUCAGCAAUAUGUGUGACUCCCAGAAAUGCAGGGCAGAUCAUUACCCCUUUCUGGGUGGGGCUAAAAGGGAGGAAGAGAUACCUGCACAGGGUUCAGGCACUACAAACCUCAAGCUGCAGGGAAGGAGUUGUUGGUUUUAAUGGAAUCUGCUGUUAAAAUCAGUUUUGGUGUAGCUGAGCUUUGAGAGAGAUGCAGAUCAGGGUCGAAUGGUGGCACAGAUCCUUGCUGAGUUGUGGUCAGUUCUCCUUCAGGCAGCUGCCACCUCUGUCUAAGCAGCUAGGAAGUCUUUAUAAACUGAUUUUUAGCUGCCAGCACCUCUAAAGAGAGGCCCAGAAUCGAAGUGAUUAGCUAGUUAAUUAGCAAGUUUAGUUAAUUAGCAAAGAGGCACCAUUCACUCCCUUGCAGGAGGACACAUUACAGCAUUUCUCACUGAUAAAAGCUCAGAGGAUGCUACAGCUACCAGGGAUGAAGCCACACACCAACUUAAACAUGUACAUGCUUGUUGUAACAAUGGGGGAAGGCAGGGGGCUGUGUUUUUAUUUUGGGGGGUUUUUACCUAUCAUCAUCCUGAAGAGAAGCUCUUCCAGCUCUGCCCUGCUGUGCCAGCUCAGAUCCCUCACAGGGGGAGCAGAUGUGUGGCAGAACCAAACCUCAGCCCUGGGCUUGAGCCAUCCUUGGGGGUGGAGUGAGCAACCAACUCAUUUCACACAAUGCUGCAGACCAAGCUUUGUAAAAAGUGCAGGAAAGAGCUGCAAAGCAGCACUUCACUGCCUCCACAACUCUGGCCUUUGCCACAUUUAAGAAGGCUUUAAAAAUAAAUUCCAUUUAAAGUAGUGAAACCAUCCACCCAAAUGAUUGGCAAGGGCCUUUAAAAGAGCUUUUUAAAGCUCUUUAAAAGUUGCAGCAAAUUCCAGACUAUUAAAUGCUCUAAGAAGUGGUUUGUGAAGGUGGACCUUCAGCUUGACUUUCUAAGCAAGUUUCAUCUUGCUGUAACACUCAAUCACUAUGCAAAUAGUGCUGAGGGGAUGGUUUUGAUAGCAAGAGCUACACAAAAAUCAAACUGCUGCAAAAAGUCAGGGCAGGAAGGUAUUGGUUCAAGUUGAAGUUAGUUGAAAACCAGUUCCCAGCUUAUUCCUCAGUUUAGGGUUUGGAAAGACUGGGGAGGAAGAGUUUGUCUUGCACUAGGAAUAAGUCACCUAUUAAAGCAAACAAGGAGCCACCCUCACUGACCUGAUGUGCUCCAAGACUAUCAUGCUUGUAACUCCAAUUCAGCAGCUCAGCUGGAUUUUGCCAUGGUGGAAAAGGGUGGGAAGAAAACAGUGAUAGCUACAGAGGGCUCUAGUCACAAAGACAGUGCUCUAAUAAAGCUCACCAUUUGUCUGUACUUCAGUAAGUUUUAUUAAUAAAAGACUAAUGCAUCACAAUCUCA
Molecule: messenger RNA, 4037 nt
Organism: Oenanthe melanoleuca
Lineage: Eukaryota; Metazoa; Chordata; Aves; Passeriformes; Muscicapidae
Product: neuferricin
Exons: 4
Coding region: 950-1714 (254 amino acids)
Cellular component (GO): membrane; endomembrane system
Source: RefSeq, a predicted model, not a curated record